Molecule: messenger RNA, 1452 nt
Organism: Saccharomyces eubayanus
Lineage: Eukaryota; Fungi; Ascomycota; Saccharomycetes; Saccharomycetales; Saccharomycetaceae
Gene: AVT2
Product: Avt2p
Exons: 1
Coding region: 1-1452 (483 amino acids)
Biological process (GO): amino acid transmembrane transport
Cellular component (GO): endoplasmic reticulum
Molecular function (GO): amino acid transmembrane transporter activity
Source: RefSeq, a predicted model, not a curated record
AUGAAUGAAUUGGGCGAGUACAGUAAACUAGAAAGCAAGGAGCUUAGAACGGAGUUUGAAUUGACAGACUUCCCUUUUCCUGGCAUAACUGACAACGACUCGGAUGACGGGAGUCAAGGAAAGGACUCCCCAAAUAUCAUCUACCCUAUUACUUCUGAUACGGAUGAUCAGUUAGUCAAUAGUGUGCUUCGGGAAAAUGAUAGAAAAUCUAGCAUGAGAAUGGCUUUUAUGAAUUUAGCCAAUUCCAUCCUGGGCGCUGGAAUAAUUACUCAGCCGUUUGCGAUCAAAAAUGCUGGUAUAAUUGGCGGGCUGAUAUCAUACAUAGCACUCGGGUUUAUUGUCGAUUGGACAUUGAGGCUUAUUGUCAUUAAUUUAACUCUUGCUGGCAAGAGAACAUAUCAGGGUACAGUCGAAUAUGUUAUGGGUAAAAAAGGAAAAUUACUAAUCCUUUUCACAAAUGGACUAUUUGCCUUCGGCGGGUGUAUUGGUUAUUGCAUUAUCAUUGGGGAUACCAUACCCCACGUUCUUAGAGCCAUGUUUAGUCAGAACGAUGGCGAAGUACAUUUCUGGCUUAGAAGGAACGUUAUCAUAAUCAUGGUUACUAUCUUCAUUUCCUUUCCGUUAUCUUUGAAAAGAAAUAUAGAGGCCCUAUCAAAGGCAUCUUUUUUGGCCGUCAUUAGUAUGAUCGUGAUUGUUCUCACAGUCGUUAUCAGGGGUCCUAUGCUACCAUACGAUUGGAAAGGUCAUACCCUUAAACUAUCAGACAUUUUCAUAAAAAAAACCAUCUUCAGAAGUCUGUCUGUCAUUUCCUUUGCGUUGGUUUGCCACCACAACACAAGUUUUAUUUUCUUUUCCAUGAGGAAUAGAAGCGUAGCAAAGUUUACCAAAUUGACACAUAUUAGUAUAAUUAUUUCGGUAAUAUGCUGCGGCUUAAUGGGUUAUUCAGGAUUUGCUGCUUUUAAGGAGAAAACAAAGGGCAAUGUUUUGAAUAGUUUCCCGGGAACAGAUGCAGCUAUCAACAUAGCUAGACUAUGCUUUGGGUUUAACAUGUUAACCACUUUUCCGAUGGAAAUCUUUGUUUUACGAGAUGUUGUUGGCAAUUUGUUACAUGAAUGUCACCUUAUUAAAAAUUAUGACGAGCACACUCAAUUAUCAGGCAAGCAGCACACAAUAAUAACUUCGAUACUGGUCUUUAUUACCAUGGGCAUAUCAUUAACUACCUGUAACUUGGGUGCGUUAUUUGAACUAAUCGGAGCUACUACGGCAUCCACAAUGGCUUACAUUUUACCGCCAUAUACAAACCUAUUGCUAACGAGUAAAAAGAAAAAUUGGAAGGCGAAACUUCCAUACUACUUUUGCAUUUGUUUUGGUUUUAUGAUUAUGAUUGUCAGCAGCACUCAAACUAUUUUAGAUGCUGUCAAUAGCCCCAAUGGGCAGCACUGUCAGAUAUAG